Trichobilharzia regenti is the source of this 1294-nucleotide messenger RNA. The record is from the annotation of a GenBank genome assembly. Lineage: Eukaryota; Metazoa; Platyhelminthes; Trematoda; Strigeidida; Schistosomatidae.
GUACAGUAACUGAAAAAAUUAUCAACUCAUGUCUCAUAUUAAGGCUGUUCUGUUUAUCGUUUUGAUAUACUCCGUUGGUAUCUUUGCGGUAUCUGAUGCGAAAGAAAAUAAUCACACCUUGUCAACACCUUCAAAAUCAACACCACCGAACGGUACUAAGACAGAUAAAGACAAACCAUACAUAUAUACAGAGUGGAGUGAAUGGGAAACAAUCAGUGAAUAUGAAACAGAAGAAAAACGUAAGAAGAAAGAACAAGCGGAAAAAGAUUCGGAAUGGGAAGUUGUAACAGAAAUUGUGACAGAAAUAGUACUGCCAAAACGCAACGAAACCAUUGAGGAAACAACAAUUGAGAAAAAUAUAACAGUACCAAGGAGAGGAAGUUACAAUGAGACCAUUGAAGAGACGAUUAAGAGGCAAGGAGGCACUGUUCCAAAGAAGCGGACGGAAAUAGAGACCAUUGAAGAAACCAUCAGGAGACAAGGGGGAACCAUUCCGAAGAAUCGGACUGAAACAGAGACCAUUGAAGAGACAAUCAGAAGACGCGGGGGCACUGUUCCGAAGAAGCGAACAGAAACCGAGACCAUUGAAGAGACCAUCAGGAGACGAGGGGGCACUGUUCCGAAGAAGCGAACAGAAAUAGAGACAAUUGAAGAGACGCUCAGAAGACGAGGGGGAACCAUUCCGAAGAAGAGAACGGAAACAGAGACUAUUGAGGAGACUAUCAGGAGACGUGGAGGGACCGUUCCGAAGAAACGAACAGAAAUAGAGACCAUUGAGGAAACAUUCAGAAGACGAGGAGGAAGAGUUCCGAAAAAGCGUACAGAAAUAGUGGAAACUGACAUUCGAGUGCGUAAAGGCAUACCUAAGAAACGAACAACUUUCAUUGAAACCAUUAUUGAGACAAUGAACAACUUUUGGCGUCGUCCAGUAAGAAGAUAUCGAAGAAUAAGUGGUGAUAUUGGAAUAUAUGUACGAAGAUCCGGUAAUCGACGUAUUCGCAUACAUAGAGGAGUUGGACUUUGGGGGCGACGAAGAUGUAUGAUUCGAGGAGGUAUUCGACUGGGGUGUUGCAGACGUUGUGUACGUGUUCGGCGGUGUUCCUGCUGUCCUAUUUGUUGAAUCACAUUAAAUUUCUAAUAUAAUCGAAUGAAAUUUCAAUUGAAUAAUAACUAAUUUUCUUCUCCUAAUGCAAGGUCUUUAACUGUUUAUUCUGAUUAUUUACUUCUUCUUCUUAUUUAAUGUUAAAUUGGUUUAAAAUGUUUUGAAAUAAAUUGAAUAUCUUGUUGUUGGUUU